AUGCAAAUAUCGGGAAUUCGUGUUGACUGCCCAGAGUCCACGAAUUUCCGAUUAUCAACCGAUAAAAGAUUGGGUGUGACGGCGUUUCAAUCUGUCUUUAAUUUACGAGUUUCAUUCGAAACUCAAAUCGCCUUUUCGCCGAACAACAAUGAAGUCCACAUCUUUCAGAAGGAAGGCAACGAUUGGAAGCAGACCAACAACCUUGUGGAGCAUGACCUGAAAGUGAUGGGCAUUGAUUGGGCUCCCAAUACUAACCGUAUCGUUACCUGUUCCGUUGAUCGUAAUGCUUAUGUGUGGACUCAAGAUGAGGAUGGCAAAUGGAAUACUACAUUGGUUCUGCUUCGUAUCAACCGAGCUGCUACUUGUGUAAAGUGGUCUCCAAUGGAAAACAAGUUUGCAGUUGGCUCAGGAGCUAGGCUCAUCUCCAUUUGCUACUUUGAGAAGGAAAAUAAUUGGUGGGUGUCUAAGCAUAUCAAGAAACCUAUUCGCUCCACUGUGACCAGUAUCGAUUGGCACCCAAACAACAUGUUGUUGGUGGCUGGUUCAGCUGACUUCAAAGUCCGAGUAUUUUCUGCUUAUAUCAAGGACAUUGAAGAUCAACCUGGACCAAAUGUUUGGGGUAGCAAACUCCCAUUGGGACAAUUGUUAGCUGAAUUCCCGAACUCUCCUAAUGGCGGUGGAUGGGUUCAUAGCGUUUCUUUUUCAGCAGAUGGGAAUAAAGUUGCAUGGGUGGGACAUGACAGCUCCAUAAACGUAGCCGAUGCUACUCAGGGCAAGGCCGUCAUUAAACUAAAGACUGAAUUCCUGCCAUUUUUAGGAUGCAGAUGGAUAACCAAUAAUUCCUUGGUGGUGGCAGGCCAUAGCUGCAUUCCAUUACUGUAUCACCAUGAGGAUGAUCAGAUAACCUUUGUUGCUAAAUUGGAUAAUACUCAAAGAAAAGAGUCUGGUGGGCUUUCUGCUAUGAAGAAGUUCCAGUCUCUUGACCGCCAGGCGCGCAUCGAGACCAAUGACACUUUACUGGAUUCCAUCCAUCAGAAUGCCAUUACUUCCAUCAACGUAUUCGAAGGCACAAAGGCGAAUGUGCACAAAUUCAGUACCACAGGUCUGGAUGGACAACUGGUCAUCUGGGACUUGAACUCUCUGGAAAGGUCUAUUGAGGGACUGAGGAUUAUUUAA
Molecule: messenger RNA, 1176 nt
Organism: Arctia plantaginis
Lineage: Eukaryota; Metazoa; Arthropoda; Insecta; Lepidoptera; Erebidae
Source: the annotation of a GenBank genome assembly